CGGUGCGUUUGUUCCCGCCCCCACAGACACGUUGCCUGGGGAGCAGUAACACGGGCCGCUCAGUCGCAGCUCCGCAUCACGGAAAAGCACGACUGCGCACCGUGUCCUGGACUUACCUCUGAAACAAAGGAAAGCGCACCAUUCCCUUACAUCCUGAAAAACAGGCCAGUAAUGAAGCGGCCUAGGAUGUCCGCAUCAGAUUCGGACUAUUCCAUUGACUGGCUGGCCAGCGAUGAUGAGGACAAUGACAGUGAGCUGGAGACCGAAUGUGAUGGAGAACAGGAUACACUGCCCACCACAGCUGCAGCUCAGAACAGCUGUGGUCCUCAAAUUUGUAGGAAAAUCAGUCACUCCUCAGUGAAGGAAAAGGAGGAUGGGAGCUGCAGGAGCAGUCCCCCCUCCAGCCCAACCAGCUCGUUCAGCACUGCAGACAGGGAGCCUUCACCAUCGAGUAUGUCUGGCCACAGCUGCACCCCGGGAAGCCCUAAAGGCAAAACCAGACAGGCGCAGAAGAGAGUACGUUGCCUGCCAGUGCCAGAACAAAAAGAAAAGCAGCUCAUAGCCAGCCCAACUGAGAAGGACAAGCUGUUUGCGUGCAAGUGUGUGGAGUUGCAGUGCUAUAUUCACCCACUCUCCUCGAUCCUGAAUGGCCUGCGUUCUGGCAGAUACAGAGAAAGACUCAGCACUUUUCAGGAAAGUGUAGCCAUGGAUCGGAUCCAGAGAAUAAUGGGGGUGCUUCAGAAUCCGUGCAUGGGUGAACGGUAUAUUGACAUUAUCCUGAAAAUGGAGGAAAUGUUAAAGACCUGGUUCCCCAACAUAAAACCCAGUCACCAAACAACUGCUGUGGAGACCCAGGAGACCGCACUGCUGAAAAAACCCAAGUUGUCCCCUGCUGGUCCCUUUGACUUUGGCACGGCUGGUGCUUCUCCUGUGGUUGCUAAGGCCAUGAAUGCCACUGACCAUAUGCCUCCAGCACCUUACUCCACCACCCACCUGAAAUGGCUCCACACUACUCCUAUCUGUUCACCCACUGCUGAGCAGGGUCAGCGCAUGGUCCGGAACUUGCUAACAGCGCGCAGGGAUGAGGACGUGACGCAGGACAACUCGGUUUCCUCUACUAUAGACACCCCUGAACUUAACAUGGACUCGGUGCCUAGUCAACCGCCACCAGGAAAGAUCAGUGCCCCGUGCCUGGAGAGACUACUGAAAUCCACAGAGAGUAUCAUCAACCACAAAGCCUCCAGGGGGGCGAGCGGCGUGGGUGCCAGCACUUUAUCCUAGUCCACAGAGACUGGGCUUUGUGUAAUCAGAGCCUAAAGAGCAGAGACUCAUACUAUCUCAUGCCAGUGCACUCGAGCUCACCCCAGCACAAGACCCCUGCUCCAUUUCAGCCUUCGGGGGACACACAGAGCAUAGCUAUGGCCAAGCCUAGCACUUAAACUGACAUGACUUUCAGAUUAUCCGUGCAUCAGUGUGUCACUGGUGUGGCAGUGCGUCCUCACCUUAUUUGGGUUUGCCAGCUUUGAAUCCUCUCGGGUAUAUUACCGCUUGUCUCCCGGAUAUUCCUGGUGAGACUGAGGACUUGGUGGCAUGAUGUGAAGAGUCAGCAUAUUGGUAUCUGUGAAUAAAGGAAAACAUUACUUCAGAAAGGGAUGGGAAAUGAAGAGUAAUGUGUUUAUGGGGAACACUUCAGAUAUUCCAAUGUGUCGAUUGUAGUUGUAGAUAAAACCUGUGGGAUGAAUGUGAA
This is a messenger RNA of Clarias gariepinus (North African catfish), 1747 nucleotides long. RefSeq names its product circadian-associated transcriptional repressor. The transcript has 6 exons. Gene Ontology annotation, biological process: circadian regulation of gene expression; negative regulation of DNA-templated transcription. The coding region runs from base 172 to 1281 and encodes 369 amino acids. The record is from RefSeq and is a predicted model, not a curated record. Gene Ontology annotation, cellular component: nucleus. Gene Ontology annotation, molecular function: RNA polymerase II cis-regulatory region sequence-specific DNA binding. NCBI's taxonomy places the organism in Eukaryota, Metazoa, Chordata, Actinopteri, Siluriformes, Clariidae.